CGAGGCCCGCGGGCACCGUGUACUGUGUUUUGUUACAAGGACGGCGGGGCAUCAACAGGAGCACCGUCCACGCCUCUUCGUCUGGCCACCCCAUGCUGAACAGUGGGCCCGCUCCAGCCUGCGAGCCGCAGCCCCUGACCCAGGCCCAGGGUCGGGGAGACGUAAGACCCGGGUACGGGGGACUCGGAAAUCCCCGACGAGGUCGUCAAAAAAAUGACGAGGCCGAGCCUGCAUUUUGACGAGGCCUCCCGCUGCAGACAUCCCACGAAACUCCUCCUCGUCAAAAUCCGAGUCGCGGUCGUCAAAAAACGAUGGCGAACCCGAGUCCCGGCAAACCCGGGUCUUACGCUCCCCCGACAGGGGGAACGAGAGACCUCAGCUGGCCGCGCCUGGCCGCCUUCGCGGGCGGGCGCGGGCAAAGGCGAGGGCGCUGCGCUGCCGAGGGGAGGAGGCGGCGCAGCGGGCGGCGAGAGCACUCUGGGGCGCGGACGCGCGCCCCCGCCAUGCGCAGAGGGAGGCCACGAGGAGGAGGAGGAGGAGGAGGAGGAGGAGGAGAGACAGGGAAGGAGGGAGGAAGGGUCCAGAAAGCCCUUGAGGCGUCCCCGCAAUCACGUUGCGACAAAAUCAAACAUGCGACCAGAAGCAGGUGAAACACAGCAAGUGCUGAACCAGGACCCUAGGCUCAGAAGGUCAGGAGGAGGAGGAGGAGGGGGAAAAAAGGCAGCUACGUUGCGUCUCUGACUCUGACUCUAACUCUGACUCUGACUAGUGGCGAGGCCCGCGCGUGGAGGCCAGGACCUCAAAGAGAGCAUGACAAAGACGACGACAACGACGGACAAAACGACGACGACGACGACGACGACGACGACGACGACGACGACAGCGAUGGGACAGCGGCAGCCGACAUGCAGCAAGGGCGGGUGCCGGAAAGCCUGGGCAUGAGCCCAACUGGCACUCAAGGCAGCCUAAGCGUUCGCCCUGCGGGGGCACAUAGGCGUUCAACGAUAGGGCGGGGCAAACAUUCGGUGAACACCUGAGUAGUUGGAGUCAUUAUCUCACGCGCGGGCAACAAUCCCCGAAGGCACGUGCUGGGAUUUGCGCGGCAAUGAGAACCACUAACCACAACCGCGAUCGGUGGAGGGCCUGUGAAGCGCUACGCAAAAAACAGCCGCGAAAACCCGCACAGGCAAGACCCCUACCGAGCGAUAUAAUACAUGAGUAUCGGCAUGCUCAAGUACCGAGAGUCCACGUCUCGUAUCCUCGCUGAGGUCAUCAAAGACCUGAGGACAGGGGACAGUUACGUUCCCCAAGUGUGCAUCUGUACGGGCAAUUUGGGGGCCGGGGCCCUCUUGGGGGGCAGCUGGGGCCCCCUGGGGAACUCCUAGAAGCCUCCUAGGGCUUGGCUGGCUGAAUCGAUAUAUAAUGAGCCCGAUCCAAUAUCUAUAUACACCCCAGCUGAGUGGCGGGUUGACCCUCGAUAGUAAGGGCCCACUCGAAGAGAACACUGUACGAAUUGAUGGCAAACCCCUGCUCCUCACUGCACACAUGUAGAAUACAAACAUGACAGUAGCAUAUCAUGUUGCCUUUCAUCACACCCCAGCCGAGCGGCGGGUUGAACCAAGCGCCCCUCGAUCAGAAGGGCUCGCUCGAAGCAAACAUCGCAGGAAACGCUGGCAGGAAUCGUCCCUCCACUUCAUAUGCAAAAUAUCACAGUGACAACAGCAUCGGCUGUGACGGCGUCCCCACUGCCCGACGUCCACUGCGACGCUCACUCCUUGAUUGCAGCCUCUUUGCGAAGACGACAUCCUCUAGAAUCAACAUAAUCCCUCCCGCAGGGGGCGCUCGGCUACAGUCACCCCCUGACUCUUCCAAUCUGAACCUUGUGGACGCACGCACUUCUCUGACUGUCGGGCCCAUGUGAGGCAGCCUGAGACGGAUACGAAAUGGCCGUGCAUCCAUAUCAUCAUGCACAACAUCUCCGCCGUGACCAAGUAUCAUAUUGCCGUACGUUGUCCCCGCCCAGUCCAUGAAGGCGCGAUUAUUGACGACCCACUGUAACAGCCCUGCGCCUUCACGUAUUGGUCCACACAACCUCAAGAAAUCGGGCGAGCAUCGCAAUAUGGGUAAGCCGUCCUCUUCUGGGGCAAUGUGGAGAACCAUUUCAGUGCACGGGGUAUCGAUCGGCAGACCCGAAGAAACGCCGCUCUCUGAGGCAGAAAUGUCAGUGAGUAUAUCAUCCUCUGGGAUGCUGCAAUUGACAGCAUUCGAAUGCGAUGCAUCUGGGCUGUGGCGUAGCCGUCCCGGACGCGCCGCUGGAGGCUCUGAUGAAUCGUCUUUCACACCAACGAUGUGGAUCAGGUUGUCGUGUAUGUCAACGCCCUGGACGUGAAAUAGCUCGACUUUUACUGGUGAAUCCCGUGCAUCUCUGAAGGACACGUGAAGGCUGUAGGUGUCAGACACAGGCCGCUCCAAGAACCGAAUCAGACGGGCUUUCUCGGUAGCAUCGAAAGCUAGAUUUGCAAAAUCAACGCCCGAAUCCAUAUCGGUGGACUGUCUUAGAAGCAGUGCGGCAAGGCGCCCGCAUGGCUUUGAGAGACAAAGAUCCGUUGACAAAUGCACCACUGCAUCGCACAUGGUCGACAGGAGCCCGUCCGCUGUAGACUCGAAGUUUCGCGAUGCUUUUGCCUCCAGAGUUGCCAAAAACUCAGCAUCGCGGGCCAAUGCGACAACGGCUGCUGAGAGGCUAACCCACAGCGAUACAAACAGCUCCUGACGUGCGUCAACAGGCUCGUACCAUGGAGAAAUAGCUGUACUGUACACAAUACCCAAGAACAACGAAACACGGGGCCUCGCUUCUAUUAGGCUCAACAUGACACGAAAGCAGAUCCUUGCGCGGUUCGUACUCAAGAAUUCCAUUCUGGAGCUGGCAGUUAUCGCAAGAAAGAGAAGGGCGUCGUACACCACGAAGUGGAAAGCCAAGAAGAUUCUUGGGGUCAUCCACUGCGGUUUUACUGUACCCACGAUAGCGAAAAUUGCGAGUGCUAAGUUUACCUUGUGCGAAGGCGGGGACGCUUCGUUCUGAAUUAGUUGAAACGAGUUAUAGCAGACGGCUGCGAAAAGCGACCUCGGGCACAACCACACAAGUUGCUCUUGGAUUCGCUUGUCCGCCAUACCCUUCAAAUGUCGAUCAAGCGGCUGUGCUGGUGACAUGCUGAGAGCCCGUCGAAUCGCAUACUUAAGCGAAUGAAAUGCUGAGCUCCAUAGCGGCAAGGGCCUGUCUCGACAAGAAGCGCAUAUCCGCCAGACAAUGACAACGCCUGCGACAACAUUGAAAAUGAUAAGCCACGCAUGUCCGUCUGACAUGGCUUUGCCGAACACGAUCGCGCCGUUGGGCUCAGGCCGCUACUGUGGCGUAUGCCCGGGCGUGCCUCUUGAGCCCGAACGCAAGCGGAUUGAAC
Messenger RNA from Prorocentrum cordatum, 3458 nucleotides. The record is from the annotation of a GenBank genome assembly. Lineage: Eukaryota; Dinophyceae; Prorocentrales; Prorocentraceae.